Daucus carota subsp. sativus is the source of this 1560-nucleotide messenger RNA. Its product is annotated as protein EARLY-RESPONSIVE TO DEHYDRATION 7, chloroplastic. The record is from RefSeq and is a predicted model, not a curated record. The transcript is spliced from 4 exons. Gene Ontology annotation, cellular component: plasma membrane. The coding region runs from base 235 to 1476 and encodes 413 amino acids. NCBI's taxonomy places the organism in Eukaryota, Viridiplantae, Streptophyta, Magnoliopsida, Apiales, Apiaceae.
AACUUGUUCGCGUCCAUAAACGUGUCUUCCACUGUCACGCGUCUUCUUCUCAACUCGCCACAUGCACUUCCUCCCGCCUUUUUUAACCGACACGCUCAUCCACUUACCUUAAACCCUAAGCUUUCCUUAUAUAAAAACCUUAAAACCCCUCUCUAGAUCUUCAUAUCUACACACUCUAACCAAUACACACAUAUUUAAUUAAUCAAAUUACAAUCUUCACAUACGCACAACACCAUGUCUUCUUUGUACCCGUCUAUAGACUCUCAAGAAGUUGCCGAAAAACUGUUCCCGGAAACCGAUUCCGACGUCCCCAUUCAUCGCGAUUCCGGCGAGAACCCGCCGGCGUUUGAGUCGUCAGAGGAGAUUCUGAUUAAAAUCCCCGGUGCGAUUGUUCAUUUGAUUGAUAAGAAGCGGAGUGUUCAACUUGCCUCUGGUGAAUUAAACAUUGUCAGGCUUCGACAGGGUGAUAAUGUCGUAGCGGUUCUUGCUAGGGUCGGAGAUGAAGUUCAGUGGCCGUUGGCGAAGGAUGAGCCGGCGGUUAAGCUUAAUGGGUCCCACUACUUCUUUUCUCUUAGGGUUCCUGAGGAGGAGAAGGGAGAUGGGGAGGAGUUGUUGAAUUACGGGCUGAGUAUUGCGGCGAAAGGGCAGGAGGAUUUGUUGAGAGAAUUCGAUGGGAUUUUGGAGAGUUGUAGUGCGUUUUCUGUGAAGGAAGUGAAGGGGGAAGUGGUUUGGGGGGAAUUGGGGAAUGAGGUGUCUCCGGGGGAGAUGGCGGUGGAUGGGGUGAAGAAGGAGGAGAUGGAGAGGAAUUCGGGGGCGUUUUGGACUGCGUUGGCUCCGAAUGUGGAGGACUAUAGUGGGAGUGUGGCGAGGAUGAUUGCGGCAGGGUCAGGGCAAGUGAUUAAGGGGAUUUUGUGGUGUGGGGAUUUGACUGUUGGUGGGAUGAAGUGGGGUGAUGAGUAUUGUAGGAAGAGGAUGGGGCCGAGGUCCGAUUCCGAUAUUAGUCCACAGACAUUGAGGAGGAUGAAAAGGGUCAAGAAAUUGACAAAGAUGUCGGAAGAUGUGGCGACUGCACUUCUUUCUGGAGCAGUAAAAGUCUCAGGGUUCUUUACGAGUCCAAUUGUCAACUCCAAACUUGGCAAGAAGUUCUUCAACCUCCUCCCUGGGGAAAUUGUGCUUGCCUCAUUGGAUGGAUUUAAUAAGGUAUUUGAUGCUGUUGAAGUAGCUGGAAGAAAUGUGAUGUCCACAACUUCAGUUGUUACAACCGGGCUCGUUACUGAUAGGUACGGAGAUGAAGCCGCAAAGGUUACGAGUGAAGGACUAGAUGCUGCAGGGCAUGCAAUCGGGACGGCUUGGGCGGUGUUCAAGAUCAGAAAAGCUCUCAACCCCAAAAGUUUCAUGAAUCCAACUAAUCUAGCUAAAGCUGCUGCUCGGGCCAAUUCUAGUGACUUACAAGCUAAAUAUAAGAAAUCAACCUAGAUGUUGUAUUCUGUCUACCCUUCAGUUUGUUGCAAAGAUGUUGUAGUCUGUUUCUUGUAUGAUAACUUUUCGUAUUGUAGGUCU